ACAUGACCUCCUAGUUUGGCAAGAGGCCAGAACGAGAUCAGUCGGACGCUGGUGCGUUUUCGUUCACGUCGUGUUGUUGUCGGAAUUAAAAGCUUAUUGCUUUGAUUUUGAACCGCACACGUUUGAAAACGAAACGUACAUCAAGCAUUUGGCAAUAACAUCCCGGUUUCUGCACUGUGAUAAUGGCAGAAGCUCAUGCUGCUGUUGCCUUCUCCUUCACCGUCACCCCAGAUGGAGUCAAUGUCAACCUCAACCAUGAGGCCAUCAAGGCAGUGUGGGACAGUGGCAUACUGUCAUGGAAGAAGAGAAUAGGACGUAUGAAAAACAACUUCCAUAAUGGCGUGUACCCAGCAUCCCCGAUCUCACUGGUCUUCACCCUCACUCUCAUACUGGCUCUUGUCCUGGGAGGAUAUGACCCUUCCUAUGGCUGCAUCUCCUACAUCCAGGCACAUAUACCACUCCUUGGAGUAGGCAGCACAUCCAUGUGUCUGUAUGUGAGCUGUGUGUUGUUCUCCACGCUGCUGUGGGUGGUCGUCAUCUUAGCCAUACAGUACACACUGCGCUUUCUCCUUACCUACCACAAAUGGAUAUACGAGGUGCGCGGACCCAUCUCACUCAGGACCAAGAUCUGGAUGGGUCUAGUGCGAGUGUUUGGAGGUCGAAACCCUCUCCUCCACAGCUACCAGGGUUCACUUCCCAAGUUGUUUGUCCCGCCACUGGAUGGCACAUUGUCAAGAUACCUCAGAUCUGUUCGGGCUCUGCUGGAUGAUGAGAAGUAUUCUCGCAUGGAAAAGUUGGGGCAGGAGUUCCGCAAUGGGAUUGGGACAAAACUGCAGCGCUACCUACUGCUCAAGUCAUGGUGGUCUGCCAACUAUGUGUCUGACUGGUGGGAACAGUAUGUCUACCUCCGUGGACGUUCACCUAUCAUGAUCAACAGCAACUUCUAUGGCAUUGAUGCUGUGCUAGAGAAGCCAACAGGUGUGCAGGUGUCACGUGCAGCCAACAUCAUCUACGCUAUCCUGCAGUACAGACGUGAGGUGGACAGGGAAGAGCUUAAGCCGAUAUUGUUGAACAAGGCUAUUCCACUGUGUUCUGCUCAGUACGAGAGGCAGUUCAACACCACACGUAUUCCUGGCCUAGAAACAGACACCCUGGUCCAUCACAAGGACAGCAACCACGUCGCUGUGUAUCACCGUGGCAGAUACUUCAAAGUCUACAUAAGGCAUAAGGGCAGGUUACUCAAGCCCAUACAAAUUGAAUCAAUGCUGCAGAAGAUAGUUGAUGACAACACUGAGCCGUCAUACGGUGAGGAGCAUCUGGCUGCCCUGACUGCAGGGGAGAGGGUCAACUGGGCCAAGGCAAGGAAGGAAUUUUUCACAAAGGGCAAGAACAAAGCUUCACUGGAUGCUAUUGAGAAGGCUGCCUUUUGUGUGACAUUGGAUGAGGAAUCGCAUGGCUACAACCAGAAUGAUCCAGCUAGUCUGGACAGGUUUGGGCAGGCUAUGCUGCAUGGUAAAGGCUGUGACCGGUGGUUUGACAAGUCCUUCACUCUGGUUGUGUGUGCUAAUGGUCAUAUUGGCUUCAAUGCAGAACAUUCCUGGGCUGAUGCCCCAAUCAUGGCUCAUAUGUGGGAGUACGCUAUCAGUGAUGAAGUACAUUAUGCAGGAUACACAGCUGAAGGCAAGUGUGAUGGUGAUGCUGAUCCCAACACCCCUAACCCCAUCAGACUGGAGUGGGACAUCUCUGAGCAGGCUAAUGCAGUGAUAGAGAACAGCCUACAGAUGGCCCGACAGCUGAUCAGUGACGUUGAUCUGCAUGUGCGCAUGUUCAAAGACUACGGUAAAGGUUUCAUCAAGAAGUGCAAGGUAUCUCCUGAUGCCUUCAUACAGAUGGCCCUGCAGCUCACAUACCACAGGUCUACCAACAAGUUCUGUCUAACUUACGAGUCCUCCAUGACCCGACUGUUCCGAGAGGGGCGGACUGAGACUGUCCGAUCAUGCACUGUGGAUUCCUGUGCAUUUGUACGAGCAAUGGAUGACAAGAAUAACACGAAUGCUGGACGUAUCAAGCUGAUGAUGAAGGCAGCAGAGGUCCACCAGCAGGCGUAUAGGGAGUGCAUGACAGGACUUGGUAUUGACAGGCAUCUCUUCUGUCUGUAUGUCGUCUCUAAAUACCUUGGUGUCGACUCUCCAUUCCUGGCUGAAGUUCUCAGUGAGCCCUGGAGGCUGUCCACCAGUCAGACACCUCAUCAGCAGACAGACAAGCUGGACCUGAAGAAAUUCCCAGACAGAAUCUGUGGAGGUGGUGGCUUCGGGCCGGUUGCUGAUGAUGGAUAUGGAGUGUCAUAUGUUGUGGCUGGAGAGGAUACUAUCUUCUUCCACAUAUCCUCCAAGAAGUCCUGUCCACUCACUAAUUCUCAGAAGUUUGGCAUUGAACUAAGGAAGUCCCUCCUGGACAUGCAGAAGCUGUUUGUGAAAGAGGAUUGACAUAAGUAAACCAACUAGCUAGACCUCAAGCAGAUACCUAUACACACGACACUCCAGCCAACCACAUGUCGAACAUGAAGUGCCCUGAUAGGCAGAUGGGGUGUGUGUGUAGGUGAGAUAGAUCUGAAGAGCCAUGUUUGACUGUGAUGCAGUGACGAUGUACAGGUGUUAUAUUUUAUGUGUUGACUGUUUACCAUGAUUAUCAAGGCUAUCAUUAGAACCACAUGGUUUGGUGGAUAUUAUGAAACAUGCACAUCAAAUGCAAACUUUUUACUCAAUACAUCUUGUAUAAUCUUAUUUUAUUUGUCAGAUGACAUUUAACCAGAAUAUUCUGUUUGUGCAUUGUGUGCCAUGCCUCGAUCAACAGUCUGCAGUGUUCUCAAUGGCCUGGUCAUACUCCAGGUCAGGGGAAGUAACUCUUACUAUCUUACCAGAACCCAACUGGUGCUACUUUCCUGUCAAACAUAUCUAUGUCCAUCAUGGUAGGAAUUUAUUUAUCCCAGUAAGUAGAACGCAUUCUGCCAUGAAUAUCUGCCACUUGCCUCAAAUAUGUAUGGCAUCGAUAAAACCCUUUAUCCCAGUUUUAACACACUCACUGCUUUAAUACUUUUAUUGUCAACAUUGACAUGAAAGUCCUUUCUUUUUUAUAUAACAUGUUUAACAAAACAAAUAUUUUAAUGGCCAUUUUAUCCUGUUUCAUUUAAAUUAUCAUUUUCAUGUAGAUACUGUCACGAAUGUCCAUGUCGAGUUUUAAGUUUACUGAAUUACAUUUCAAAUUUUCCUUUUAUUCUUUAUGAAAACACAUAAAAUUUAACAGAUCAUUUGUAUAUUUCAAAGAAAUGUUUUAAUUGUACAUAUUGGUGUGUGAUGUAGUGAGAGUGUUCACUCAUAAUUUGUAGCAUAAUGUAUCACUUGACUCUCUGGGUUUCUCUCUACCUUCCUUUUGGCUAUGGGGUUGUUAGCAUAAUCAGUUACGGACAAGGUAUAUCUCAGAUGGCUAGGUGUCACAUGUUUACUGUCCAUGGAGUGUCUAAAUAGAUCUCAUGUUUAUCAUAUCUUCUGUUCCAAGAGAGGGUAGAUGGAUAACAGACACUGAUAUAUUGUCAGAUCAUAUCAAGGUGCUUUUGGAAAGUACUGCUCGAGUGAAACUUGAAAUGUAUAUAUUUCUUAAAGGAUAUGCCAUGCAUAUUGAUACCUGGUAUUCGAAAAUUUAAUACCAAAGCACAUAUUUAGUUUUAUUUACCUAAAAAAUACAAUAAAAAUGUUCAUGUUUAAAACAAUUGUAGGAAAGAAAAAAAUCUUUAAGAUACUGUUAUCCAAAUACUACAAAACUGUGACCCUGUUACUGACGGGGAUGAGAACAGCAGUUGUUGCUCUGAUACCUGGCUGUGACAUCAUCAUCAUCAUUAUCUUUAUUUCAUCAUCAUCAUCAUCUGUAUGUUCAAAAUUUAUGUUUCUGUUUGUAUGCACUGUUUCCACACAGGUACAACUUUUAUUCUUCUGCUUUAGGCAGUGGUUGAUUUUAGUUAAUUUAUUGAAGAACAAACAUACAGUUAUAGUUUUGUGAAAAUAAAGAGGUGUACUAUGUCA
This is a messenger RNA of Haliotis rufescens (red abalone), 4076 nucleotides long. Its product is annotated as carnitine O-palmitoyltransferase 1, liver isoform-like. NCBI's taxonomy places the organism in Eukaryota, Metazoa, Mollusca, Gastropoda, Lepetellida, Haliotidae. Gene Ontology annotation, biological process: fatty acid metabolic process; carnitine metabolic process. Gene Ontology annotation, molecular function: carnitine O-palmitoyltransferase activity. Gene Ontology annotation, cellular component: mitochondrion. The record is from RefSeq and is a predicted model, not a curated record. The transcript is spliced from 21 exons. The coding region runs from base 183 to 2486 and encodes 767 amino acids.